CUCAGAUAACUGUUCCCCCGUAGUUUAAUGAGAAGGUGUCAGAAGAAGUCAGGAGGUAUUUUUUUCACUAAAAGAAACCAUGGCCAGUGGUCGACAGGCUAACCGGGACCUGACUGAGGUGCUGAAUAAACUCUGGCAACUGGACACAAACCGUCUGAAGCCGGGAACUGACUACAAAAUUUCCCUUCAGGGCAGAGCGGGUUAUGUGGCGCAGGGCAGUAACUACGCCAGAGAUCAGGCUCACGCUCCUCUCUUUUCAUACGUUGAUGAGGGAAAGCUGAAAAACAUUGAGACGUUUGCUCAUUUCAUCAACUUGCUGGACAACUAUGAGAUGUCUACAGGCGUGUCAGAGACAGUCACUUCAGAGGAGCUUCAAGAGAAUCGACUCUUUAUUGACUCCAUCAUGAAGACUGAGCUCAUGAAGUAUGCUCACAACUAUCUGAUAAAGAAAGGCCAGUCGCCCGCGGACCGCGGACAGUUCAAGAGACAGCUGUACGACAUCUGGUUUCGUCUCUACCACAGAGACAGGAGUGGAGGAGAGGAUUCUUGUGGCUUCGAACAUGUGUUUGUUGGAGAGACCAAAUAUGGCCAUGAGAUCAUGGGUCUGCACAACUGGGUGCAGUUCUACCUUCAGGAGAAGCACGGCCAUGUGGACUACAAAGGCUACAAAGCAAGAGACAACAAAGACACGCCUGAUGAGGAUGACCAUGUCCUAAACUUGCAGUUCAGCUGGAAAGGUUUGGUGAAGCCGGUUGGAGGCUCCUUCAUUGGCGUUAGCCCAGAGUUUGAGGUCGCUCUGUUCACCAUCAUCUUCCUCAUGUCGACUGAGAAGAUGACGUCAGUGGUGGUGAAGGUGGACGAGUACGUGCUGGAGCUGGUGGUCUAUCGGCAGGGCCGCUCCAUCGGCACGUCCUUCCCCAAACUGCUCAGCAGCAACAACAGAGAUUUGUAAUGUUACGGCCAUGCUGAAAGAAAUUCUGCUAUAUUACACUCUAAUCAUGGAGCAGGUUGUUUUACGUUCACUAAAACCCACGCCUUAAAUAUCUCUUAACCAGACGUUGACUGAAAAUGAAGGAUUAAAUAUAGCAAUCACAUUUGUGUCAUAUGCUGCCACCCAUUACAGGAUAUCCAUCCAUCCAUCCAUUUUCUUGCACCCUUGUCCCUUAGUGGGGUCGGGACAUUACAGGAUAUGUAUUUGUUAUUACUCUUAUUUGUACUCAACUUUUAAGAAUCUUUAAGCCAGAAAGGUUACUUUUUGAAAAAUACUGAUGUUUGCAAAGAGAUUAUGACUUUCAUCUGCAGUUUCCUAGUGGUUAGUUUUGUCUACAGUAUUUUAGAAAAUAAUGUAAUCUGCUUGUUUACUAGUAAAAGCUGGCUGUGUAUUUUCAUUGAAUAAACCUUUCUUUAUUUGUUUUGGUA
Messenger RNA from Poecilia reticulata (guppy), 1419 nucleotides. Its product is annotated as uridylate-specific endoribonuclease C-like. Lineage: Eukaryota; Metazoa; Chordata; Actinopteri; Cyprinodontiformes; Poeciliidae. Gene Ontology annotation, molecular function: RNA endonuclease activity. The record is from RefSeq and is a predicted model, not a curated record.